AUGACUUUUCUCUCUGUUAUAUGUUUCGUUGUUGUCUUUUUGAGGCUAUCUCAAGCUACCAAUGUUUCAAAGAACUAUAACGCCAAACCGGAAUUUGAUAAUAAGAAGUCAAAUGAAGAACUUUUAGGAGAAUACAGUGUUCACUCGUUGUGUGAGUGUUCUGCUAUGUGUCAGAAUGAAUGCGAUUUCUACGGGUACAAUUCUAAGUUGAAGAAGUGUCGUGUCCACAAGAAGAUCUUCACUUCCUCUUCCGGAAUGUCUGACGAGGCCGGAUGGAGAUAUUAUUCUCGUUUUAUUCCUACUGAUUGUAAGGAAUUUCAUGAUAAUGGUCACACUAAUUCAGGGGUGUAUGUAAUUUACCCCUAUUGGACCAGCUCCCGUCCUGUCAGAGUUUACUGCGACAUGGAAACAUUAGACGGAGGGUGGACGGCAAUCCAAAAACGAGUUAGUGGAUCCCUGACCUUUGACAGGAACUGGACAGAAUACAAGAAUGGUUUUGGUUCCCCGGAACAGGAUUACUGGGUUGGAAAUGACGUAAUCCAUCAGUUAACAAAAGUAAAGGACUGUUUCCUAUAUGUUUCUAUCACUGUACAGAAUGGUACAAGGUUGUACGAACUGUACGAUAAAGUCUCUGUUUCCAAUGAAGCAGGGAAGUACAGAAUCCUUCUGGAAAAACCUGCCACAGGAACUUUAGGUGACAGUAUGGCAAACACUGAGAGUCAUAUCUUUUAUGCGACAGCGAUGUACUUUUCUACCAAAGACAGAGAUAGCGACUAUUCUGGUUCACAUAACCUUGCUAACUAUUAUGGAGGCGCCUGGUGGUUUAACGCGGGAUACCACGCCUUCCUCAACGGUCCCUGGCCACAGGCAGAGUGGACCAAUCCAUGGUAUCCUAUAAUUACAUCCGGGUCAUCUGUCAGAGAGACCAUGAUGUUGAUCAAACGUCACUAG
Messenger RNA from Saccostrea echinata, 951 nucleotides. RefSeq names its product fibroleukin-like. NCBI's taxonomy places the organism in Eukaryota, Metazoa, Mollusca, Bivalvia, Ostreida, Ostreidae. The record is from RefSeq and is a predicted model, not a curated record. The coding region runs from base 1 to 951 and encodes 316 amino acids. The transcript has 5 exons.